UCCUCAAAACAAAAGUAAUCCUCAACAACCCUUUGAUGGCUUGAAGGUAAAAAAUUCAGAGACAAAAGGUGGUUGGUGAAGCGCUAGUGACACUGACAUUGAAUUAGAGUUUAGAGGUAGGACUUCUUAAGCCUAACGUGCACACGGCCCGCCUACCCCAUCAGUCUUCAAUCUACCUACUUUCCCUACCAUAACCAUUUUCUUAUAGUAGUUGAAAAUUUCUAACUUUGAGAAAACAAGCCAAAGUUUUGUUUCUAAGAACACAAUAAGGAGUGAAAAACUUGCAGCAAUGGCACAGAUUAGCAGCAUGGGGCAAGUGAAACAGACCCCUAAUCUUAAUUCCUAUCUUCCUAAAAACCAAAAGGGUCUUCUUUUUUCACAUUCGCUCUUCUUCGGAUCAAAGAAAAUAAACCACAAUUCAGCAAAAUCUUUGUGGGUGUGUAAGAAAGAUUCAGUUUUGAGGGUGGCAAAGUCACCUUUUAGGAUUUCUGCAUCAGUGGCCACUGCACAGAAGCCCAACGAGAUUGUGCUGCAACCCAUCAAAGAUAUAUCAGGCACUGUUAAAUUGCCUGGUUCUAAAUCCCUUUCCAAUCGUAUUCUCCUUCUUGCUGCCCUUUCUGAGGGAAGGACUGUUGUUGACAAUUUACUGAGUAGUGAUGACAUUCAUUACAUGCUUGGUGCAUUGAAAACACUUGGACUUUAUGUAGAAGAUGACAAUGGAAACCAACGAGCAAUUGUGGAAGGUUGUGGUGGGCAGUUUCCCGUUGGCAAAAAUUCUGAGCAAGAAAUCCAACUGUUCCUUGGAAAUGCAGGAACAGCAAUGCGACCAUUGACAGCAGCAGUUACUGUAGNGGGAGGAGGUUUAUAUGUACUUGAUGGAGUUCCUAGGAUGAGAGAGAGACCGAUUGGUGAUUUGGUUGAUGGUCUUAAGCAGCUUGGUGCAGAGGUUGAUUGUUUCCUUGGUACGAAUUGUCCCCCAGUUCGUAUAGUCAGCAAGGGAGGUCUUCCAGGAGGGAAGGUAAAGCUCUCUGGAUCUAUUAGCAGCCAAUACCUGACUGCUCUGCUGAUGGCUGCUCCACUGGCUCUAGGGGAUGUGGAGAUUGAAAUAAUUGACAAACUAAUUUCUGUACCUUAUGUUGAAAUGACACUGAAGUUGAUGGAGCGAUUUGGUGUCUCUGUGGAGCACACUAGUAGCUGGGAUAGAUUCUUGGUUCGAGGAGGUCAGAAGUACAAGUCUCCUGGAAAAGCAUAUGUUGAAGGAGAUGCCUCAAGUGCUAGUUACUUUUUGGCCGGUGCAGCUGUCACGGGUGGAACUGUCACCGUUGAAGGUUGUGGAACAAGCAGUUUACAGGGGGAUGUUAAGUUUGCUGAGGUCCUCGAGAAGAUGGGAGCAGAAGUUACAUGGACAGAGAACAGUGUCACAGUUAAAGGACCUCCAAGGAACUCUUCUGGAAUGAAACUCUUGCGUGCCAUUGACGUGAACAUGAACAAAAUGCCAGAUGUUGCCAUGACUCUUGCUGUAGUUGCACUUUUUGCUGAUGGUCCUACUGCCAUAAGAGAUGUUGCCAGUUGGAGAGUUAAGGAAACUGAGCGGAUGAUUGCCAUAUGCACAGAACUUAGGAAGUUAGGUGCAACAGUUGUAGAAGGGCCAGACUACUGCAUAAUCACCCCACCUGAAAAGUUAAACGUAACGGAAAUUGAUACAUAUGAUGAUCAUAGAAUGGCCAUGGCUUUCUCUCUUGCUGCUUGUGCUGAUGUUCCAGUCACCAUUAAGGACCCCGGUUGUACUCGCAAAACCUUCCCCAACUACUUUGACGUUCUCCAGCAGUACUCCAAGCAUUAAACCACUUACCGUUAAGUAAUUAUUUAUAACAAGAGAGACUGUACCAGUUUGGCAACCAAAAUGCUGCCCAUACCGGAAGAGAAAAAGCUUUGAUCCAAGCUUUCAACUCCUUUUCAUUUGUCCUGAGAUGAUGAUGUUCAUUGUAUUUAUUUCUUUUGUCCAGAAGACAUGUAUGUAUACUAUAGAGUUAAGAUGAACUAGCAUGGUGCAGUAUAAGAAGUACUAUUUUGAACAUGAGGGACACAAGACCUUUAUUUUUAUCUGGAGUUAUUCUCUUUAUUAAAAUGAGAUUGUGAUUCAGUAAUUUUUUCCA
Nicotiana tabacum (common tobacco) is the source of this 2156-nucleotide messenger RNA. Lineage: Eukaryota; Viridiplantae; Streptophyta; Magnoliopsida; Solanales; Solanaceae. The record is from RefSeq and is a predicted model, not a curated record.